Messenger RNA from Debaryomyces tyrocola, 90 nucleotides. Lineage: Eukaryota; Fungi; Ascomycota; Pichiomycetes; Serinales; Debaryomycetaceae. The record is from the annotation of a GenBank genome assembly.
AUGGUAGACCGGGGUUCAAUUCCCCGUCGCGGAGUAAUUUUUUUACAUCAUGACAUACAUGCUUUAUUACUCAGGUAUCACCAUCAGUAA